Molecule: messenger RNA, 6538 nt
Organism: Anopheles cruzii
Lineage: Eukaryota; Metazoa; Arthropoda; Insecta; Diptera; Culicidae
Product: brefeldin A-inhibited guanine nucleotide-exchange protein 3
Exons: 10
Biological process (GO): regulation of ARF protein signal transduction
Molecular function (GO): guanyl-nucleotide exchange factor activity
Source: RefSeq, a predicted model, not a curated record
AUGGAGGAGCUACUUAUGACGAUAGUGAAGGAAGCCACUGGAAGCAAGCUUCAAAAUUUAAAACAGGCCGCUCAAAUUGCACAAGAAAAAUUAUCAAGACAGCAAGGCCUCAAUCGGGAUCAUUCCUAUGAACUACGGUCAGUUUGCUUUACGGCGCUGCAGAUGGCACUGGAAACGAAACGUCCAAAAUUUGUCACAUAUGGCUUAAAUGGUCUACAUCGUAUCAUUCGUGAUGAACGUUUCUUUGCUGGACUUGAGCCAGAAGAUGAUUCAUUGUGGCUACCGGCACAACUAUUGAGGUCCACCUCUUGUCUAUCGACCACUGCGAACGAAGACACUGUUGUCAAUGUAUUACGACUUAUUCUAGCUAUGGCUUGCUCACCAACGUGCACACUGAACGGUCGUCUGCUAAUAGAAGUCCUGUCAAAGUGCGGCGAAUGCUGGGAAAAUGGUUCUCGGGCGGUAAAAGCUGCCUCGUUGGCGGCCGGAAGUCAAUGCUUGCGAACAUUCUGUGCAUUUCUGAAAGACGAGGCAGAAGAAAUCAUACGACUUGAUCCGACCGGUAUCAUUAGCAUGAGCAUGGCUGCAGCAGUUUACAACGAGGUAAUUCCUGUAAUGCAGUGGUUGUGCAGCCGGCUAGUAGAGCCUUCUACAGGCAAUCCUAAGGCCAUAGAGACAGGAAGCAGCUCUCUAUAUUUAAUGGAGUGUAUACUGACAUUGGUAGUAUCACUACCGUCGGACGUUCACGCGAAUCCCCAUUUCACUGCAUUUCUUUGGCAAAAAUUCUGCCCUACGCUUGCCGCCACGAUGGGUUCGCCGGGAAGGGUUAAUAAAAGUAAAAAGUUUACAUACCGCGAUGCAAUAAAUUUGAUCGAGAGUGAAAAUCGAGGAUUCUUCACGCGCCCUGGACUCGACGGGCUACAGGCACGGUGCAUAUAUCUGACCAGCAUCCAAUUGCUACGAAUAGCAGGUGCCCAAGGAAGUCUUCGACCAAUGCUCGAGGCUUUGUUCCACCGGAUGCUUCUACUGCCCGUUCCAAGCAAUCGUGUUGAGCCGUUACGCUACGCGCGGGAAAUAUUCAAAUCGCCCGAACGCUUAAUCGACCUUGCCAUCAUUCUGUAUCCCGACAAAACGCAAAGCAGUAGCGAUGACAUGGCACUGUUUCGAUUGGUAAUCGAUGCUAUGGAGGAGUGUGCCGUCUCAUGGCACAAUGGGAGUACGUCCGUGUAUGGUGCUCUUAGUUCGAGUGUUGAAUGCAUUGUUGCAUUGCUCGAAAGUCUCAAGAUGCUAUCGUCUGGAAACUUUGACGAAUCGCUGAUCGAUGAUCGCAUCGCAGAAGCAGUCAACCUUCGUUACUCGCAGCUAGCCGAUGCGGACUAUAGUGGACCGCUUACAUAUCAGUCAAUGGCCCGGUUACCUCCUCUUUAUCGCGAUGCUGUUGCUGAGCUGCGACAAAUCGAGUCUUCCUCCGAUUCCGAUGCAGACGUCGAGCAGACCUUGGACCCGGAUGUAGGAUCUAUCGGUUCGGGCGACACAGAGGGCCCGGAAGAUGAAACACCCUCUUCUGGCGAUGAUGUUUCGUCGAGAACGAGCCAAGGCAACUGGUUGUGGUCACAUGUUGAAGAGUCGUUCGGUUCCCGGUCGGACGGCGACUACGAUAGGCAUCAUGCUCGCGAGUUUGCUGUGAUCUUGACGAACGUGCUCGUGCCGAGCUUGAUGAAACUUAAAUCGUCGAUCGAGGUGGACGAAGCGUUGCAAGAGUUUGCCUCAAAGGUGUGUGGGCAAAACUGUGUCACACGGCUCGACAGUGAGUACGGUCCAACAAUGCUCAAUGCGGAUGGUAUCUAUCUUGCUACUUUUUCGGCACUACUGCUCGCGCUACAACUCAUGAACAGCGGCCACUACGUGGGUGAUACGAGCAAACAAAUAGCAAUACCAUUGUCUGAACAGCAGUUUGUUAUGUCGGUCCAAAACUCGGGUAUUCUCGUUUACCAGUCAUCUGCUUGGCUGCGAGAACUCUAUCAGUGUAUUUUGGCGACUAACCCGCUCAGCUCACUGCCAACAUCGCAGCACUGUGCCUUGAUCGACAUGCUGUACGAUGCGGGAGGCGUGGGGCCGACUCAGAUGCUAUCCGACUGGUUACGGCUCCAGUCAGUGGUGCGUAUACCUAACGAGCUAACCGUCAAGCAACAGGCGGCCAAAAAAAUAGCACGCCGGUUGCUGACAUGCUGUUGGGACUCGAUGGUAGCGGUGCUAGCGGCCGGACUUGGAGACGCAAGCGGUUCGCAUAAGGCACGUCUUUUGAAGCUGUCGAAGAAAACGCUGCGCGUCAAGAAGAAGGAACUCCAGGGCUCCGGUGAGACACUGUAUGCGCUCAGCCUGGACGGCCUACAAACGGCUGCUACCCUAAGUAAUGUGCUGAAAUUGCAACACUUGGCGGGAAAAAUUAUCAACUUGAUCGCAUCGAAUGUGUGUCAGAAUGCGGGACCCAAAAUUCCUGCAAGUCAUGCGCUAUCGAUGGAUGUGGUGCUCUCCGGUGCUCUAGAACUUGGUUCUCAUAGUGCCGACUGCUGGUUGCCAGUAUUUUCCGUUUGCCGUCACGUCACCCAACUGGAGCAUGACCUCUUCAGCUCCCAAAACAGUGCUCAAUCCGUUGGCAAUACGAGUGGUGCAGCGCAGUUUAAAGAUGCGGCGGAAGCGGCGCCUAAAAGUGAUGGCAGAGCGAGUAAGCUCAACUUUUCCCUGUACUCGGUAGAUGAUGACGAAACAUGUAUCGACGUGUACAGUUUUUUGCAGGCACCGAGCGCAAACUCGAACAUCAAUGUUAGCAGCAUCCUUAAGGCAUAUACUGCCAACGACACGGUGCACCUGACCCAAGCGGAUACGGCAAAGAUGCUAUGUGCACUGUCACAUCAAGCUGACAUCUUAUUUUCCGAAGCAGCCGAACGCCUCAGUUUGCCUGCAAUCCAACAGUUCCUCAAAAACCUGUGUAGGGCGUCGCGGGAGCAGUUGUACAAAAGUUCUAACUCUGUGAAGCGGGGUAAAAAAUCUUGGUGGUUGGGCAGGCCUUGGAAAAUGAAGAACGAUUCCUUACCGUUGUCGCUGCUUCUUCACCGGAUCGGCGACGUUACGCUGAAGGUAUUCCGUGGACCGCGACCGUUGCUACACGUGCUGAAAGUAUGGGCCAUCACUGGUCCGCACCUGAUGGAUGCCGCCUGUCACAAGGAUCGAAGUAUCUCAAAGCGAGCGGUAGAGUACAUUCACGAUAUCAUUACCGCCCUGCUAGUGGAGCAAACGGAGUUGCCCCAUUUUCACUUCAACGAAGCGCUACUGAAACCGUUUGAAAAUCUGUUGAGCGUCGGCAAGUGCGACAGCGACGUACAGGAUCAGAUCGUCGCUUGCUUGUACGAGAUUGUUGAAGCGCAUCGUACCGAAAUACGGUCAGGCUGGAGACCACUCUUCGGUACAUUACGGACCGCACGCAACCGUCCGGUUCAUCUGGCGAACGUGAUCGAUAUCUUUCGUGUGUUUCUCGAGACGGACAAUAUGCUCGUGUUCGCGAAUGCCGGUCUCGACUGUAUCCUAUGUUUGCUUUCUUACUUGGAAAUCUCUGGCAGUGGCCCUAUGUUGGGAGAACAGGCACCUACCGAUGACGUCAGUGUAUCGAUGCGCUCUGGCGACUUCUUGCAUGAUUCGCUCAAGUUUCUGGAGCGCUGUGCAACGAUUCUUGACUUUAUGUACAACAUGCCCCAGUGCCCCAACCUGCACUCCACGUAUAAGAUCAAGGGCAUCACCUAUACCCACAUCAUCGACGCGAACAUACCGAGCUCGAUGGAGAACCUGACUUUCGGACAGGACUAUUUGCACGCGAAUAACGAACAGUGCAUGAUCAGCUACCGGUCGCUGCACAUAGACAAGGAGUCUAUCUGUAAGAUCGACGAGCUAGACAAACCGAGUGGAGUGCUGAAGGUAUGGUUUUUGUUGCUCGACGGACUCACGAAUUCGCUGAUUGUCUGCCCGAUCGCGCACCAGUCGUCAAUACUGCAGUCAAUCUUCAAAAUAUUCAAAUCGCUCCUGCAAAGCCCGGGGAUGGUAUUUGGCUUCUACUGCAUCAAUCACCUACUGAUUCCGAUGAUCCAAGAUUGGCUACGUUACGUGAACAAGGCGCAAAAGAGCUGGGUGCUGAUUGAGAAAAAUUUUAAGCAUUGCUGCUGUAUGACCACUGACUUGGUGGUAGACUUUAUAACCAAGUCGCAUGGUAGUGACUCGUUACCUGCCGAGCGUAUUGUGAUUGGCAAGGAGUCCAACAAGUUUACCAAAUCUACCACCACUGGUGUGCAAGAGCAAGGCGAAGGAAGAAACGUUACGGUGCCGAAGCUGGCUGCUUCCAGUACGUUGGCCCUCAAGCAACUAUUGCUGGUGCUCAUCGAGUGUUCUACGCAAUCACAGGAAAUGAUCGCACGCGUCGCCGUCUCUUGCAUGAAACACAUAAUCUUUUCUGCCGGUUAUUUGUUCGACGAAGAGCAGUGGGUCAUAAUUGCGUCGGCGAUCCACCGGGCGAGCACUGUUUCGAUGGCACCACUCAAGCAACUGAUUUUUUCGUUCAACCGCAAUUCGAACAGCUUUUACGGAGAUUGCGCGAACGUAAAGGUGGCAGCUCGGCGCGACAGUACGGCUGAUGAGCUCCAGCGUAUCCACUCUCUGGCGCAACAGGUAUUUCUAAUGGACAGUCAACGAGAGUCAGUCGGUUUGCGUAUUUCAACUGCCGCUGGUCUUCAAGAGGACCGAUCGUACUCUUUUCUGUUGCAUCCACUGCUAUGACAACCGGCCGCCCACAGUAAUGUCGACUGCUAUAUUAUUCGUAUUCCCUACCGGAAUUUGAUUGUUGGUAUGCUCACCAGUCAGAUGCUGCUACAGCUGAUAGCAAAUGUACUACUAAGUGGUCUGUCGAACGUUCCGAGUGAGCUUAACACAUGUUUCUACAACAACAGCAACACCGAAACUGUGACCAGCCCCAACAGUGGUGCCCGCAUGCCGGUCAGUGAAAAAGCUUCGAAGGUCCCCUAUUUGCAUCUCGGACAGCACAGUAAGGAAAUACUACUUCGAGCAUUGCGCCAGUUUUUGACCAGUUCCAUUGAGUUUGACACUCGCCCCGGUUUAAAGUUUCUGAUCCAGAAAGUGUCCGGUAUCGAGUACGCAGCUAAUCUCUACAAGCAGAUGAACUCUUCGUGGAUUAUACAUUACAUGGUACUAGUUGACACGUAUCUGAACAAUGUUCGUGUGUUGAAGCUAGACAUUAAAGAUGUUCAAUGCGUGCUCAGCAAUUGCUGCGAGCAAUAUCCUUCGGGCAAGUGUACCGAGAGCUGUGUGCAAUAUUUGCUGGCGUUGCGUGACCUGUGGGAGCUUAUUGCCGACCACUUCAUACAUCAUCUGGAGCACGAUGCUAAUGGGAGGUUGAACGAACACAUUAGUAAUGGUGUCGAAGAGAGCCCGCACAGUGCGAGUAAUGAUGUCGUAAACGCUAAAAGCCGCAAAUGCUUACAGCAGCUAACGGGUAUCACCACACAGCAUGAAAGUUCAAAGCUAUUGAGCUACAAAGGUCACAGCAGUAGUCGAAUAAUUAAUGCCGAGGAAGAAUGUGUCGUCCAAACGCUGCCGAAGGCGGACAAUUGUCAGCUAAGUGCGAACCAAUCACACAUUUUUAAUAUGCAACAUCAGCCGUACAGCGAGCACCAACCUGAGCAACUAAAAGAGUUCAUGUCCGUGUAUCAGCACCAGCUGUUGAAGCACGAGAAUCACCAUCCGAAACCACAACAGCAGAUGAUCACCGAUGCUGGACAGCAACAGAAGUCGCAACAGUUAGCGGCCGAUAAACAACUGCUUCCGUUGGCCACCGAAAGCGCCCAUCAGAAACCAUCGAUCCCGGUAGAAAUUGAGGAGCAACGCGCACACAGCAUCCAGAGAGAUGUGUAUUACAAAACUUCUGCCUUAAGACAGCUGAUUGUAGCUUCGAUUGAAUUGAUCAAAUUGCUCCCUGAGGAGCAGUCGGAAUAUUUACAACUUUUGUUAACUCCUCGAAUUCAGGAGGCAUUUCGUUACGUUGAAGAUAAGUAACAACCGAUCGCUUGGAACGUGCCGCAUCAAUUUGCCAGAGUGCUUUGACGGACGGUCGAUAAACAUGUUGGCCCAAAGAUCCAACUACUUACCGUCAGAGAAGUAUCGGAUUCACGUGGAAUAGUGAUCACGCAAAAAUUAAUUACUUACAGUAAAACACAAUUACAUUAUUCGGCCACCUUGAACAGUCGCUCUAGCUUAUCACAAAAACUAAGCCGUAAUUGUGCAACCAUACAUGCUAAGGGACACACAUUUCAAAGGCACAAUCGAUCAUAAGUUGCGACUUGGCGAUCCCUGCUUUUGCAUAUGUGUUCAACAUGUAAAUGUUUAAAGGUAUUUAAUGCGACACUACUGUAUACAUCAAACUACAUAGUUGUACGAACCCAAAACUAUGGUUUGUAAUUAAAUAUAUAUUUCUCUUAAA